This is a messenger RNA of Emiliania huxleyi CCMP1516, 987 nucleotides long. RefSeq lists its product as hypothetical. The record is from RefSeq and is a predicted model, not a curated record. Bases 1 to 987 code for a protein of 328 amino acids. The transcript is spliced from 6 exons. NCBI's taxonomy places the organism in Eukaryota, Haptophyta, Isochrysidales, Noelaerhabdaceae.
AUGGCGAGCGCCGUCCACGUGCUGGACAGCGUGGCGGAGGCGAAGCGACGGAAGCGAAAGCGCGAGGAUGCCAGGGCGGCGCUCGACGGCCACACUGUCCUGUCCACCGGAUCGCGCCUCGAGAUCUUCUGCGACAGUGAGCGGUGUUACAAUUGUACCCUGCGACCGUCAUGGCGCGGGAGGAGGACGGGGACGCGGGACGGACGGAUCGUGCACGAGGUCGAGUACGACGGCUACUCGGGUCGGCGGUGGUGGCACAUACUGGACGACGAGCGCGCGCUGGCGGACACCCUCGAGGCAGAGGAUGACGAGCAGCAGGAGGAGGCUGCGCGCGGCGAUGAGCGGCUGAUGCUAGCGCCCCACGGGCCGGCGCUGUCGGUGCAGCUUCGGCGCGUGCGCCUGCGGCUGCGCGAGUUCCUGGCGACGCAGGCCGCGGCGGGGAAGAGCGUGCCGAUGCAGCGGACGGCCCUCGGUCUGCACCCGACGUGGCUGGCGACGACGCGAAUCAUCGCGCCGAGGGCGAGCCGGUGGCACGCGACCGAGCGGGGCGACGCGCGGGAGGAGGAGCCGACGGUGCGCACGGGUCGCGGCGAGAACACGGUUUACAUCGGGCUGCAGCACAUGAAGAACCACGUGUGGCGCGAGAUCUGGCCGGCGAUGCCGAGCGACGCGAGGCAGUACUGGCGGCUGGUGACCAACCAGGCGGCGGGCCGCGAGGCGGCGCGGGAGAGCGCGUCGCACGGGCAGAGUAAGGCGGCGCAGCGGGCGGCGAGCGAGAGGGCGAGCGCCGAGGCGAGCCGGCGGACGAUGGCCGAGCUUCGCGAGGCGACGACGAAGCCGAGCAUGAAGCAGCACCUCUUCCAGGUGGGAGAGUACCAGAUGCAGGACACGCAGCUGAUAGAGCCGUUCGAGGUGAACGUGGCCUUCAUUAUGAACGCCUACUUGUGCUUCGCGCGGCAGACCGGUUUCCUCGAGAGGGUGCUGUAG